Molecule: messenger RNA, 1065 nt
Organism: Dovyalis caffra
Lineage: Eukaryota; Viridiplantae; Streptophyta; Magnoliopsida; Malpighiales; Salicaceae
Source: the annotation of a GenBank genome assembly
AUGGAGCCUUUUGUUCUUGAUGGAAUCAUUAAUAGGCUGCUUGAAGUUAGGAGGAAACCAGGGAAGCAAGUUCAGCUUUCUGAGGCUGAAAUUAGGCAACUUUGCAUCACCUCAAGGGAUGUUUUCUUGAAGCAGCCUAAUCUUUUAGAGCUUGAAGCCCCUAUCAAGAUUUGUGGAGAUAUACACGGACAAUAUUCUGAUCUGCUGAAGCUUUUUGAAUAUGGCGGAUUACCUCCUCGUUCCAAUUACUUAUUUUUGGGGGAUUACGUAGAUCGUGGUAAGCAAAGUCUGGAAACCAUAUGCCUUCUUCUUGCAUACAAAAUUAAAUAUCCCGAAAACUUUUUCCUAUUGAGGGGCAACCAUGAGUGUGCGUCCGUAAACCGUAUAUAUGGAUUUUAUGACGAGUGCAAACGAAGAUUCAAUGUCAGACUCUGGAAAGUUUUCACAGAUUGUUUCAACUGCCUGCCUGUGGCCGCUCUCAUUGAUGAAAGGAUUCUCUGCAUGCAUGGUGGACUUUCUCCUGAACUGCGCAAUUUGGAUCAGAUAAGGAAAUUACAGCGACCUUCAGUUGUUCCAGAGACUGGUUUGUUAUGUGAUCUCCUCUGGUCUGAUCCCAGUGAAGACAUUCAAGGUUGGGAUGAAAGUGAUAGGGGAGUUUCCUAUGUAUUUGGUGCUGACAGGGUUACAGAAUUUCUUCAGAAGCAUGACCUUGAUCUACUUUGUCGAGCCCAUCAGGUUGUAGAAGAUGGAUAUGAGUUUUUUGCUGAUAGGCAACUCGUAACCAUAUUUUCAGCUCCCAAUUAUUGUGGAGAGUUUGACAAUGCUGGUGCCAUGAUGAGUGUGGAUGAGAAUCUAGUAUGUUCUUUCCAAAUACUGAGACCUGCAGAGAAGAAACCAAAGUUUGGCUUUGGGAGCACUGUUACAGCUAAGAGUGGCGCCACUCCACCUAAAAUCAAGCCAACUGUCCUAGAUGGGAAGCAGUGGAAGAUUGCAAAAGUAGCUAUCUUGGAUUUCUGGGGUCCAAGAGUUAAAUCUCACAGGCGGAGAAUCAAGAAAGGAGAUUAG